Molecule: messenger RNA, 711 nt
Organism: Perkinsus marinus ATCC 50983
Lineage: Eukaryota; Perkinsozoa; Perkinsida; Perkinsidae
Exons: 1
Coding region: 1-711 (236 amino acids)
Source: RefSeq, a predicted model, not a curated record
AUGUCACAAGCCCCGACCAAGAAGCGUCGAGUGAUAUGCUCGGGUUGCGAGCGGCCCGAAUCCGUUUGCAUCUGCAGCUCCUUUCCAGCAGAGCCUCUGCCGCUGCCAGCAGGAGUCGAUUCUGUCAUUGUUCUCAUGCACCCUAGCGAGCGGAAGCGAAAAAACCGCACCGUCGACUUGGUCGCCACAAAGUGUCUCAGAGGCGUUCACGUUGUUGUUGGUCGUCGCAUCUUAGCCGACACAUUGCCGAUCGAUUCUCCGCUUCAGGUGGUGCUGAAGAAUCCUGAAGAAUGUGCUUUGAUCUACCCCACUGACGAUGCCGAGACGGUUCACGCUCAGCACAGUGGUGACUCCAAAAUACGGCAUCUUAUUUUCCUUGAUGCCACAUGGAAGUACGCUAAGGAGAUGUAUGCAUCAUCACCGCCACUUGUCGCCCUCAAGCACAAGUGGGUGUUGAAGCCCGAGAAGGAAGGAGCAUUCGUGAUUCGGAAAGAGCCUCUUGCGAACGCAGGACUAUUGUCAACCGCCGAGGCCAUCGCUUUCGCCCUCGACGCCCUCUCGACCGACCAUUCAAGACUUCCUGUAGUGCGAGAGGUGCUGACACGGUUUUCCGAGAUCCAAAUAUCGCGUACUGAGCAUGUGAUCCACCGUCGAGAUAAGAAGAACUAUGUCGAGAACCUCUACGAUCUGGGGGAGAGGUCCGCCAAGUAA